Scutellospora calospora is the source of this 1489-nucleotide messenger RNA. NCBI's taxonomy places the organism in Eukaryota, Fungi, Glomeromycota, Glomeromycetes, Diversisporales, Gigasporaceae. The record is from the annotation of a GenBank genome assembly.
CUUGCAAGAAGAUAAACAUGCAGAAAUAUGCUACCUAAAACAAAAAGGUGUUAGUCAAGUCAAGUUAGCUGAACAAUUUUUUGUUGCUGAAGCAACAAUUUCAAAUAUUAUUCGAGAAAAAGAUAGGUGGUUAUCACUUAAACCAGGUUCUAAUAAUAUUAAAUUGAAACGACAAAGAACUGCAAAGUUUCUCCUACUAGAAGAGGCACUUGCUCUUUGGGUAUCAAGGGUAACUGAGGUAUUACAAACAGGUACAGAGGUAAUAAUUACACACAAGGUAGUUCAACUUGCAGAAGGUCUUGGUAUAAUAGGUUUCAAUACUUCUGAAGGAUGGCUCUCGAAUUUUAAGAAGUAUUAUCAUAUAAAGGAAUACAGGCGUCAAGGUGAAGCCGCAAGUAUGCCACUUGAAGACUUUCCUAGAUUUCGUAAUGAAUUAUAUGAAAUAAUCAAAGAGUAUAAGCCUGAGGAUAUUUAUAAUCGUAUAGAACCAGACAAAACAUUGGCUAGUAGUUCAGUUUUGGGAGAAAAAAAAGCCAAAGACUGUAUGACAAUUUUAUUAACAUGCAAUGCGACUGGAGAGCAUAAACUUCCUCCUUUAUUUAUACACAAAUAUAAAAAUCCUAGAGCUCUUCAUAAUGUUGAUAAGUCAACCUUACCUGUGUAUUAUUACUGGAACAGUACUGCUUGGAUGCAAACGUCUAUUUUUAAUCGAUAUAUCAAGCAUUUUGAUGAUCAAAUGAGACUUGCUAGUUGGUCAAUUCUUCUUCUCAUGGAUGGAGCAUCAACUCAUGGACUUGAAGAGAGCUACACUCCAACAAAUAUAAAGCUUCAUAUUCUCCCUCUGAAUACAACAGCUCACCUGCAAUUGUGUAAUGCGAGAAUUAUUUGGAGUUUUAAGGCGCAUUAUAAAAAAAUUUUCUGCCAAGAUCGUAUAGAUUUAUUCGAUUUUUUUUUAGAAUCUGGUGAAUCUCCUGAACCUUUAAAUAUUAAGAAUGCAAUCGAUUUUACCGCUACUGCUUGGAAAAAAGUAACCUCACAAACUAUCCGUAACUGUUGGGAAAAAACUGGUAUUCUGCCAAAGGAUUUUUUUGAUGAAUUAUUUCUUUUUGAGAAUUCUAGUUUAACUAAUGAAUUAGAUCUUAUAGAUGAAAUUCAGAAUUUAAUUAGACAUGCACAUCAAUAUAUAAUUGCUGAUAAUGAUCUUAUUGCUACUGAGAUUCUAACUAAUAAAGAAAUAAUUGAGUCUGUUAAGAAUCAUGAAUACAUUGAACCAGAAGAUGAAAGUUCAAAAAAAUUAAUCUCCUUUGUUCAGGCCUUGGAAUUCAUUAAAGGAAUCUCAUCUUUCCUUGAGCAACAACCUGAUGGUAAUUUCAAAGUUAAAGAUUCUUUUAUUUGGGGUUUAAGACAACUUAAAAAAGAAGUAAAUUUUAAGUAUAUUGCUUCAAAACAACAAGCCACCUUAGAUACGUUUAUUCAUAAUACAAAUUAA